GUAGAACAUAGUGUGUCGCACGGCAGUGACGUUUCGCGACGGCCGGACUUUCAUUUGCAGCCGCCUCGAAGCAAACUUGUGAGUUAAUUAUAGUGGACAGUGGAUUUGAUACUGCUAAGUGGAAGAAAACAAGAAUUUGAAUAUAAUAUUUGUUUUGCAAGAUAACAGCUAUGACAGAUCCAGACAUUCUCACGGAGGUCCCAGCUUCUCUGAAACGCCUUGCUAAGUAUGUAGUACGUGGUUUUUAUGGCACUGAACAUUCUUUGACUCUGGACAUUCUAAUUCGAAACACAUGUGUAAAGGAGGAAGACAUGUUGGAGCUUCUGAAGUUUGAUCGGAAGCAACUGCGAGCAAUUCUCAACACUCUUAAAGGUGACAAGUUUAUCAAAUGCAGAAUGAGAGUGGAGACUGCUCCGGAUGGGAAGACCACCAGGCACAAUUUCUACUUUAUUAAUUAUCGUCUACUGGUCAAUGUGGUGAAGUAUAAGUUGGAUCAUAUGAGAAGAAGAAUUGAGACAGAUGAAAGAGACUCCACCAACCGAGCCUCUUUCAGGUGCCCUAUUUGUUGCAGUACCUUCACAGAUUUAGAGGCAAAUCAAUUGUUUGAACCUAAUACAGGGAUAUUUCGCUGCACAUUUUGUGAGACUGAAGUGGAAGAAGAUGAAUCUGCAAUGCCUAAAAAGGAUGCAAGGACACUUGUAGCACGAUUCAAUGAACAAAUAGAACCUAUUUAUGCAUUGCUUCGUGAGACUGAGGAUGUUAAUUUAGCUUAUGAAUUACUUGAGCCUGAGCCUAUGGAGAUUCUUGCAUUGAAGCAGAGCAAAGAACGAGCUGUUAAUGCAUUGGGAAACAGUAAUUUACCAAGUGGGCAGCACAGAGAAGCCUGGACAACAAAGGGUCCUUCUUAUGGGGACAUGUACACUCAGAAUGUAAUUAUUAACAUGGAAGAUCAAGAAGAUGCACAUCAGCCAGCAAAUGAAGGGAAGCUACCCAGAGAGAGACCAGUCUGGCUGCGGGAAAGCACAGUGAAGGGUGCUUAUGAUCCUAAUGAGGUCACUGAAGGUGGUCAAGACAUAAACGUGUUACAUGAAGAUGAAGAGGGACAGGCAGCACUAGAUAAUAAUGAAGAGGUAAUGCGUGCUCUGCUCAUCCAUGAAAAGAAAACCUCUUCUGUCUCUACGGCUGCUAUGGGAGGGAUUGCUCCUUUAUCUGCCACAAAUGCCAGUGAUUCCGAGAGUGAGACCAGUGAAUCUGAUGAGGACUCCCUUCCUUGUGCAGCCACUGCUCCCACAACUCUCUAUGGGCUGGCAGAUGACAAUGAUGAGGAUGAGUUUGAGGUAGUGACUGAAGACCCCAUUGUUAUGGUGGCAGGACAUCCCUUUUCUUACAGCCAAGUAAACCAGCGGCCGGAGCUUGUGUCCCAGAUGACUGUGGAAGAGAAAGAGCAAUAUAUAGCUAUGGGCCAGCGUAUGUUUGAGGAUAUGUUUGAUUAACAACUUCUGCCUGAAUAGCAGUAAUAGAUGAUCUUCAACUGGAAAUUCUGAAAAAGCAAAAGAAUUAGAACUCAACAGAGGAGUCAAAGAUCAGAACGUAGGGAAGGAGCUACCACAAAUGCAAGAAGGUGUGAGAAACCUGCGGUCAAUCCAGAUAUAUCUCCCUUAUUUGCACAUGUGCAUAUAGCGCUGUGUUUAGUCUACAGGUUUUCCAUUACAUUAUACUUUUUUAUUUUUAUUUUGCCUGGAAAAUAUGAAUGCUUUUUUGAUGAGUUAUUAUUUUUCCUCAAAAAGAGGAUUGUACUAUAGAAGGCAUUAUCUUUAGUUUACUCUGAACAUAUUUGCUUGUAUCAUAUAGUUGAAAGACCUUAUUGCCUUGCAAGCAUAGUGACUAUAUAGGCUCCUUAUUUCCAAUGGGUGGACAAGCUAAAUGCUUGCCUGCCAUAUAUCUUUGGUGAGGGUAGGGAGAAAGAGAACCUGUGGCCGAAGAGAGUAUAAAUACAAUCACGUUAAAUCAGUGAGUAUUGGGGACUGUGGUGUACAUUUUUUCUGCAGAAGGCAUGCUGAAAAUAGGAGUUAUUGUAGAGGACAAACAAAAAAACUGAAUCCAGCCACUGCAAUCUUUUCAAAUUUAUCUGAUUUUUAAAAAAUGAUAUCCGUGUGUGACUCUUCUUUGCUAACUUAGUAGAUUUUUUAAAAAAAUCAUUUAAUAAUUUCAUCUGCACUGCAAAAAUUUCCAAGGAGGUGACUUUGUUCAAAUAUAACUUGAAUCUAAUUUUCUUACCUUUUCCAGAAGUUGUGUUAUACAUCCUAUUUUUGGAUGGUUAGUUUGCUUGAAUGAAACUUCACUUAGUUUCCAGAAAGAGUAGUCCCAAUUACAUGUUACAUAAUCUAUGAGGAAAAGGUGAAAACAAAAAAGUUGCUUCUUAACAAACAAGAAUGAGGAAAGCAGAAAGUUGCCUUUGAUAAAACCUGGACUCUGUUCAGUAAAAUAUAUGUGUCAUGACUACGGUAGGAACGAUCAUCCAAGUAAAUGGUGGGGAAAGCAAUAUAUUGUUUUAAUAGAAAUCUAAACAGCUUUAGUACUUUAAAAAAAUUAUGCAGGCUUUAGAUGCCAAUACAGAGCAUGACAGAGUCUAUUUUAAUAUUUCAGUGGUACCUUCAUUAACUCAAUUUUGUGAUAUUUAACUUUCUAAAACAUGUUUUUUUUAAACAAUAUCAUUGUGCAUUUUUUUGGAAUAGUGGUAGACUACAGAUAAAAUAAUUGUAUUUUAAAGCACCAGCAUUUCUUGCAUAUUCCAUUUUUAUAUAUCAGAAUUGUACAAGUUAACAGGCUUGAGAAUUGAAAAGUUAGUGACCAUGUGUGUUGCUUUUUAUAACUUUCAGAUACUUCAAUAAUCAAAUUUUGUUCUACUUUAAAAUAGAAAUAAAAUAAUGAGAUGCUUCCAUUAAGGACUAUUGUUUUUAGAUUGCAAACAAGCAUUUUAAACAGUGUUUUAUAUUAUUUUAAUAAUAUUAUUUGAAGAAUUACUGAACUAUAUACAGCUGUUCCCACAAAAUGCUUGUCUGUCUAUCACAAUGUCCUUGUCCUACUGUGUAUUUGUAUUUCAUAUUAAGGCUGUAUAAAUGAUAGUUCAAAAGUAGGUCUUGCAUUCAAAUACCGUUGGGAAUGCAGAUCUUUUGGAGAAUUUGACCGUCAUAUAUUGUAUUGACAGUUAAAGGCAGUCUUCCAACUUGGUUGGUCCCCUUUUCAAAUGGAAGAAAUAAAUAAUAAUUCAAGGGAAAGGUUGCUCACCACUAAAUGUCACUGCAUCAGAAUUAAAUCAUUAUGUUACAGAUAGUAACAAACCUGAAGUAUAAUUUAUAUAUAUAUAUAUAGUAUAUUUAAUAGUGAUGCAUGUAGACAAAAAGUAUUCAUAUACAUAAAAGCUUGCCUCUGGACAUGGUGGAUGUUGGAAGUUUUAAAGAAGAGAGAGGACAACCAUUUGUCCAAAAUAGUAUAGGAUCUCCUGCUUGAACAGGGGGUUGGACUGGAAGACCUCCAAGGUUCCUUCAACUCUGUUAUUUUAUAUUCUCUAUAAAUGCAGCAUUGUAGAUUCAAUUGCAAAAAAGACACAUUGGAUCAUACAGCGAUACUCACUUAUCUUCUGUCUGCCUAGUAUUUUUUCCCAGGAUUGUGUGGCUUCCUAUCACAGCUACAACAUGAUCUUAGAAGUUACAUUUUGUUUUAGGGUGUUUCAUGUGCAUCCCACAUGGCCUGAACAGUUUUUUUUUGGAUUUUGAAUUUGAAGCUUAGCUUCAAACCUUUAUGGAACUUAAGAAAUUCCUAAUUUUAUAGAAAAAUGGAAUAUUGCAACAAGUGCUGACAUAGUGACAGAGUGACUAUAGUAUAUGCUAUGGGCUGAGACUUUUCUCAUGUUCUUUUGUACCUUUUCUUUGCCAUGUCUUGGACCCUAUUUAAAAACGUAUUUCAUAUAAGACCCUAUUUCUAGUUUUUUAAAAGUACCACUGUCUGCCUUUUAGAAAACAAAACUAUUGUUUUAGUAAUAAA
This is a messenger RNA of Thamnophis elegans (Western terrestrial garter snake), 4044 nucleotides long. It is a transcript of the gene GTF2E1, whose product is annotated as general transcription factor IIE subunit 1. Gene Ontology annotation, biological process: transcription initiation at RNA polymerase II promoter; transcription open complex formation at RNA polymerase II promoter. NCBI's taxonomy places the organism in Eukaryota, Metazoa, Chordata, Lepidosauria, Squamata, Natricidae. The record is from RefSeq and is a predicted model, not a curated record. The transcript is spliced from 5 exons. Gene Ontology annotation, cellular component: transcription factor TFIIE complex. Bases 171 to 1493 code for a protein of 440 amino acids.